Messenger RNA from Rhinopithecus roxellana (golden snub-nosed monkey), 1709 nucleotides. RefSeq names its product retinoic acid receptor responder 1 (gene RARRES1). Bases 274 to 1143 code for a protein of 289 amino acids. Gene Ontology annotation, biological process: negative regulation of cell population proliferation. The transcript has 6 exons. Gene Ontology annotation, molecular function: metalloendopeptidase inhibitor activity. The record is from RefSeq and is a predicted model, not a curated record. NCBI's taxonomy places the organism in Eukaryota, Metazoa, Chordata, Mammalia, Primates, Cercopithecidae.
CCCCUCGUGGCCUGGGCCAGAAACACCCGGCCCCGCGCCGAGAAGGCGACGCCGCAUCCUGGCACCAAGCCGGGGCAGUGCGGAGGGGCAGACAGAGCCCAACGGCUGCAGGAAGCGUGGAAAGGAAGUGGCCCCACGGGAACCCGAGCUCGCUCCAGAUAUUCGCCCCGGGGGCGGAGGGGAGGGGCCCACCACGGCCUUAUUUCCGCGAGCGCCGGCACCGCCCGCUCCGAGCCCGGGUCUGUCGGGUGCCGAGCCAACUUUCCCGCGUCCAUGCAGCCCCGCAGGCAACCGCCGCCCGCUCCCCGGUCCGGGCCCGGGAACCCGCGCCCCACCGCCCCGCUGCUCGCGCUGCUACUGUUGCUAGCCCCGGUGGUGGCGCCCGCGGGGUCCAGGGGCGCCGAUGACCCUGGACAGCUUCAGGAUGCGGAAGUCCCGCGCAGGCUCCUGCAGCAGGCGGCACGCGCGGCGCUUCACUUCUUCAACUUCCGGGCCGGGUCGCCUAGCGCGCUGCGAGUGCUGGCCGAGGUGCAGGAGGGCCGCGCGUGGAUUAAUCCAAAAGAGGGAUGUAAAGUUGACGUGGUCUUCAGCACAGAGCGCUACAAACCAGAGGAAGGUGAGGGACAUUUGGGGAAAUGCUCUGCUCGAGUGUUUUUCAAGAAUCAGAAACCCAGACCAGCCAUCAAUGUAACCUGUACACGGCUCAUCGAGAAAAAGAAAAGACAACAGGAGGAUUACCUGCUUUACAAGCAAAUGAAGCAACUGAAAAACCCCUUGGAGACAGUCAGCAUACCUGAUAAUCAUGGACAUAUUGAUCCCUCUCUGAGACCCAUCUGGGAUUUGGCUUUCCUUGGAAGCUCUUAUGUGAUGUGGGAAAUGACAACACAGGUUUCACACUACUACUUGGCACAGCUCACUAGUGUGAGGCAGUGGAAAACUAAUGAUGAUACCAUUGAUUUUGAUUAUACUGUUCUACUUCAUGAAUUAUCAACACAGGAAAUAAUUCCCUGUCGUAUUCACUUGGUCUGGUACCCUGGCAAACCACUUAAAGUGAAGUACCACUGUCAAGAGCUACAGACACCAGAAGAAGCCUCUGGAACUGAAGAAGGAUCAGCUGUACCAACAGAGCUUAGUAAUUUCUAAAAAGAAAAAAUUAUAUUUUCCAACUUCUUAAAAAGUGACGAUACUAGCAUAAAUCAUUUUUCUGGUAAAAUAGCUAAGGUAUAAAUCUUCGAACAAUUUGGGAAAGCCUAUGAUUACAAGUAAAAACUCAAAAAUUCAAAGAUGUUGGUUUUUUGUUUGUUUCUCAGUCUGCUUUAGCUUUUAACUCUGGAAGCGCACGCACACUGAACUCUGCUCAGUGCUAAACAGUCACCAGCAGGCUCCUCAGGGUUUCAGCCCUAAAAUGUAAAACCUGGAUAAUUAGUAUGUUGCAACGGGAUCAGCAUUUUUUUUAAACUGCAAAAAAUGAUGGUCUCAUCUCUGAAUUUACAUUUCUCAUUCUUUUGAACAUACUAUAGCUAAUAUAUUUUAUGUUGCUAAAUUGCUUCUAGUAUGUAAACAAAGAUAAUAUACUUUCGAUGAAAGUAAAUUAUAGAAAAAAAUUAACUGUUUAAAAGGAACUUGAUUAUAUUUUAUGAUUUCAGGCAAGUAUUCCUUUAACUUGCCACCUACUUUUAAAUAAAUGUUUACAUUUCUAAAUAAUGAAA